AUGUAUGACUGGUAUGGCAAACACGGGAUGAAGCAAGCGCGGAAGGAGCGCGAGGCUCCGGCCCACAUCCGCUUCAAUCAGGAGGACCCAGUCAUGCCCGGCUCGCUGCGGCGCCAGCCGCAGCAUGCGCCGGCGUUGGAAGUGCCAGCCGUCCCAGGGAUCCUCCGCGACAGUUCUGUGGGUGCUGCGAGCGCAGGCUCCGAGGCGGAGGCGGCCGUGGUGGCGCCGUCGCGACCACCCAGCGUGCCGAGGACGCUUCUUACCGAUGCGGGCAGGUCUUCCAUGGCAAAGGUCUCGCCGAAAGCGAAGAAAGCACCGGACAAGCCGCCCAAGCCGGCGACCCCAAGCUUCCGUAUCGAGUGCUGGGAUACUUCCGGCAAGAGACCGCGGGAGGCUCAACCGAAUACAGCCUGGUCCAAGUCCAGAUUGACCAUGGACGCCAGCACCAGGCGCACUUUGCAUGUGGUGGCUGCAACUUUAGAGCUGCAUCCCAUGCGCAUUGCUAUGCGCACCUGUGGUGCUCAGGCCUCGAUGGGGCAUCCGAUCGUGUGCGAUGUGAAGUACAGCUCGUCGCAUUUUAAGGAGGACUCUCAAGUCACUGGUGGCCGGCUCUUUCUCCAUGCCGCUUUCCUUCGAGGGACCUUGCCCCCGGAUGGUAUUGCUCCACUGAGCAUCGCCUGCCGCCUGCCACGGCAGCUUCGCGAGUGCUUGACCUCCAUGCAACGCCUCAGGAGCCUUGAAGAGACGCUUUCCCUCGAGGCCACCGAGCUUUGCGACUGUUUGCUGAUGCCAGACCCAGAGGUGGUCCAGAAAUGCGAUCCUGGACUGGAGGCGAAGACCUCGAGCAAAGCCAGCAGCGAGAAGGAGACCGAAGACCCGGAGACUGAAGACCUGGAGACGGAGGAGACAGAGGAAACCGAGGCAGAGGAGGCAGAGGAGGUGGCAGGUGUCCUCUCUAAGAGGCAGAUGAACGAGCUGCUGAACACAGAGGCUGAGCCAGGCUGGUGCCAAUGGGUGGCUGUUUUCCCCUUCCCCUUCUUUGCUCCAGUGCUUGGAGGUGAUCGGUCCGAGACGGACAGUGAGUCCGAAGCAAACAACGAGCUCCCGGAGGAAGUAGAUGAGGAAACAAACCUCGACGGGGUUGACAGCGUGGCUGAAACUGACAGUGGCUUUGGACCCAUGUCGCUCCACAGCCAGUUCGUCAGGUGCAAGGUCUGUGGUGAGCAGGAGAAGGUGGAGAAGGUCGAGUUUCCGGCGCUUCGCCUCCGUUUGAGCUGUCGGUCUGUGGCGACGUGGAACGCGCAAGUCUUGAAGCUCUUUCAUUCGGAGGAGGACCGUGAACAAGGCCAGCACCUACAGCCGCGGAAUGCGGAGAGGUGGUCAAACCAGGACUGGACCAACGAGUGGUCCAACCGGUGGUGGCAGCAACCCUGUCCUGAAGCUUGGGAGUGGGAGUGGAGCUCGAAAAGCCAACCAGCUCCGGCGAAGAGCGGAGCUGGGGGAGGCCCGGUGGCGAAAGGCGCGAAGAGCCGCGCAGCGCGAAGAGUCGCGGGAUUCGCAGCGAGCGUGGACCGAGAGGCAGAGAAACAGAAUGUGGAGGUGCAGAUGAGGCAUCUGUUAUGCCUGCUGUCCGAGCGAUCUGCAGACAUCCUUGAAGCAACCCAGCAGCUGCAGAGGGUACGAACCAUAAUUGUGAGUUGCUUUGGAGGAAGGAGCUGUAUGCGCACCUCAAGGACGUCUACUACGAACCUUUUGAGGGUUUUUGACGUUUGGCAUAGCUUUUCCGACCGACAGCCGUCUUGCUUUUGGGAGGUGAUGGCUUACCUGAUCAGGGAGUCUGGUGUAAUCAAUGUCUCGCAGGAGCAUGGUAUGCGACAUGUUCCUGGCCCGUCCGCCGGAUGCCGAGGGUGCGUUGGUGUAUUGCCUUGGUCUUUAUGGCUUAGUUAUGUUCUCGUCCGGGACGCACCCGAUUUCAUAAGCUUGAACUUCUCUUGUCUUGCCAAUCAUUUGCCUAUUCGGCCGUUGCACGCAGUCCUCGUGCUCCUGAGCUGGUGGACGGACCAGUCCUGUACAGAGAAGAUCAGAGCAGCACCUGGCAGUGUGACUGAUGAGCUUGUGCCAGCCGUCAGGAAGGCAGGAUAUCUAUAG
Molecule: messenger RNA, 2148 nt
Organism: Symbiodinium sp. CCMP2456
Lineage: Eukaryota; Dinophyceae; Suessiales; Symbiodiniaceae
Source: the annotation of a GenBank genome assembly